This is a messenger RNA of Gastrolobium bilobum, 1014 nucleotides long. RefSeq lists its product as uncharacterized. The record is from RefSeq and is a predicted model, not a curated record. The coding region runs from base 76 to 813 and encodes 245 amino acids. The transcript is spliced from 6 exons. Lineage: Eukaryota; Viridiplantae; Streptophyta; Magnoliopsida; Fabales; Fabaceae. Gene Ontology annotation, cellular component: membrane.
AGCUUUUCCAUACGAUAAAAGAACAGGGCUUUUUGUUUUGCCCCAUAGUUUCUUUACUUUACUUUACUUUACAAAAUGGCGAUGGUUAUUGCUUCUGUUGGUGUUAAUCUCCGUCCUCUGUUUCCAUCUUCCUCGUCCAUCACUUCUCCAUCAUCUCUAUUUCAUUCCCGCCACUCUUUGGCCGCAACAACAGGACCCGUGCUUGGCCACAAGUGUUUUGCAGCGAAGGAGGACUUGCCCACAGCCAUUGAAGUAGUAGAAUCGAGAGAGAAUAGCGAAACUAUCUUACACUCUUUCUCUCCAUUGCCAUUGCUGUAUGCCGCUACACUCCUACCUGGAGGUGAAGCUGUUACAUCUGCGUUUGGGCCUUUUGUUGAGCUUGUCAAGUCAUUGAAUCUCCCUGACUGGCUUGUGCAUUGGGGUCACCCUGGCAACAUGGCAGUUGUGCUCUUUGCUAUGGGUGGCUAUGGUACCUAUUUGGGUUUUCGCAUACGCUAUUCUGAUGACGUGGAGGAAAAAGCUAAGGCCAAGGACUUGCAUCCCAAGCUUUUAGCUGGUAUGUUUUUCUUCUUUGCUCUUGGAGCUACUGGUGGAAUAACAUCUCUGCUCACAUCGGAUAAACCCAUUUUUGAGAGUCCUCAUUCUGUUACAGGCAUCAUUGGCCUUGCUUUGUUGACAAUACAAACUAUAUUGCCUACGCUGUUUGAGGGAAAUCCUGGAAUAAGGAAUGUUCACGGUAUCUUGGGUAGUGGUAUCAUGACUCUUUUUCUUGUUCAUGCUGCCCUUGGUCUUCAAUUAGGCCUCAGUUACUAAAUACAACUUCCAUUGAACGGGUCUUGUUAUGUUGAGGUAUUUGAGUUAUGGUGUACAUUCUUUCCUGCACAGGUUCUUAAACUCCGACAGAGAACUUUGAUUACCAGGAUGUUAUGUUCUCUUCUAUAAUUUUGUCUAAAAAUAUUGGCUAUAAUUAUACUACAAACUAUUUCACAUCUCACGAUGGAAAUGGGACUGAGA